AAAAUUUGGUCCUCCAGCUUUGCAAGAUAGGAAAAGUCGUACCAUUGUGCAAAAUCUUAGUGCAAACCCGUUUACUCGGCCAUUUUUUCCGCAAUAAGUUGUUUCCGCGCACAUACUGGCACAGCAGGUCAGUUUUCAUUUGAGCAGGUCAUUCCGAUCGUCGGUCGCGACACGACAAACGAAAAAAGCCAUUGAAUGUGUAAAAAAAUAAUCGCUGAAUAAAUUAGUGUGGGGCAAAAAGUGACAAAAUAUAGUAGAGAGGCGUAAAAGGAGGCCCUUUCUCUGCGUCCGGGUUUAUCUUCUGCCGUUAAGGAUUGCCAAGGAAUAAACGAAAAUACUGGUCUGCAGUUUGUGGCGGCUGAACAAGUUUGGAGCAUCAAGGAAGCCGGAAAACAGCUAAAAACGAGCGAAAACUUCAAUCAGCGGUAUUCGGGCAAUGCAAUGAUUAAUUGCGAUUUCCCCGAAUGAGUGUGAUGAUCAACAAGUUUAGUUGAAUCGCGAGAAAAAAAAAUAAAAAGGCAGCAAGUAAGCAAAAGUGUCAAAUUCGCCUGAGUGAAGUGCAGUAGCGCUGCUUUAGUGCCUACAGGAAAGGGGCAAAAUUCCUCUGUCACAAUAUAGAAAGAGUGUAUUUAGUGUGUGUUCUGCUGGAUAAAAGGAACUUGGAAAAAUAGUUUGUGAUAUAUUGAAGCAAACCGACGUGUGCAACGUGCGAAGAGAAGUGUGAAAUUCAAAGAUGAAAAAGUGUGACCACUAGGUAUUUGCAGAGCAAGUGAUAUACGCAUAAGAUAGCAGGCAAAAGCAAGCCAAGCAUAAUCGUGUGGUUUUGCGGCAUAAGAGAAAUCCAAGCAUUGGACUUAUAUAGUGAUCAACAAUAAACAGUUCGAGCAAAUUGAAAGGCAAAACACAAGCAGUGCGCGAGAGCACAGCGUACGCACGCCAACCUCGAAGACAGCCAGGCAACAGACAAAGUGAAUGAGCAAAGCAAAACUUGAAAGUUGAGAUAGGCCCAGAAUACAUACACAUCAAUCAAAAAAUGAACAUUAAUUCGGGCAGCGCAUCCGAAGCAACAUCAUCAACAACAACAACAACAACAACAGCAACAUCUGUGUCGCCUAUUUCGCCACCGACCGGUACGGAAGAAGAGGAGGAAUCCACUCUGGUCGAAGUUUCGCCUUCAUCGUCGUCAUCAUCACCAUUAACGUCGUCUCGAACGAGCAGCACCGGUGCGGGUGACGAUGUUGAACCGCAUCCGGAAGUGAGCAUUGGGAAUGAAACAUCCCCGAACACGAUGGCUAUAGGUGUUCACGCAGCUUCAACAGAUACAUCAGAAGCCAGUACAGUGGCAUUAGUUGAAGAUCUGCCUCCUCAGCAGCAAUUUCUACUAGCGCCGGUGGCAGUGCAGGUUGCUAGUGAUCAACAAUCAAAGCAACAAUCACGACACCACGUACCGUUUCAAAACUCAUCAUCGCUUUCAACUCCGUCCUCAUCCGAAGAAUUCGACGAAUCUGUGGCUACCAGCAGCACCGAAGGCGCCUUGAAUGUUUCCAGUAGCAAUAAUCUAUUGAAUAACAAUAGCAACGUAACAGGUAACAGUGAACAACAAGCAACAGGCCAACAGCAGAGUGUAGUCGAAAGUGUCCUUUUAUCAUCGCCAAUAGUUACGGUGGUGACCAGCACGCCGGAACGUGCUGCCAUAAACAAAGAAAAGGAAGAGCAGAGCAAUGCACCAAUAGAGAUAGUACAAAUCUUUCCCUCCACUGCUACAUCGCUAUUCUCGUCAGCUACAUCAUCAACAUUUUCAUCCUCACCUUCCACUUCGAGCACAUCGCCAACGUCCUCAUCUUCAACCUCAUCUUCACCUUCCGUUUCUCCGCUGGCAGUGGAUCAACAAACGAUAGCGUCAAGUACACCACCUUCGACACAAGUUCAAGCGGAAAUAUUGAACGAGAUGAAAGAUGUGACUUUUCACGGGACAGUGCCGGAAAGCGUUUCGAAAACUGACAAAGCUGCCGACCGAGAGCCGAAUCCCAAAUGUCCGGAUACUGUCCAAUCUAUACUUACGCGUAACAGCCGACCAUCGACGUCGUCAUCACCGCAAUUGCAUAGUAAUCUGAAAAAGCGCAAAUCCGGCAAUCUUGGCGCCGAAAUCGAACGACGACGGGUAUCGUUCCCGCAAGAUACGCAACUCGUCACCGGCUACCUGGAACCGAUCGAUCCGUGGGCCUGUGUGACAGUCAUUGGUGUACCUGAUUUGAUAGAGCUUUAUAAGAAGUCUUGCGGUAGGCACGGUACUGAACCACUCUCUGUAGUACUUGAGCACUUGAAAGAACUCGACCUCAGCCAACAGCAACGAGUACCACUACUGUCGCUGAGGGAUCAGAAUCUCACCCAUGGUUCCUGCGAAGCGCUGGAAGAAGUGUUCAAACGUGUGCAAUAUCGAUGUAUCAACGUGUCGCAUGCCGGACUGGACGAUACCAGUGCAAGCGUUCUGUUCGAUAUGAUCGAAUACUACGAAGCGACCAACGAGCUGGACUUUUCAGACAACCUGGCAAUGACCAACAAGAGUUGGCUUGCUUGCAUGAAUAUGGUGAAGAAAAGUCAAGCUUUAAAUGUACUUAUCACGCGAGGGCCAGGAAUUUCUGAAUACUAUGCCAAAGAUCUAGCAACAGCCCUCAAUACGUCCGCAAUUCAUACGCUUAAGUUAGAACAUUGUGAAUUGUCCCAACGACCACUAAUGAUGUUGUGCAAUGUGCUUAAGGGAAACACAGUGUUAAGAGAACUGUCGUUAGCUUAUAAUCAAUUAACUUGGGAGGAUGCAAAAACUAUCGCAACUUUACUGCAAUCAAACCGUUAUCUUCAGCUGCUGGACAUCUCAAAUAACAACAUUGGCGAUAAUGGCGUCGAACUGAUCGUCAACGCACUCAUCGAACAGUCAAUCUAUUUUAAAACGCUGCAAGAAGCAAAGCCAAAACCCGAAUUCAGCAUCGCAGAUCUUUCGAGUAGUUUGAACAGCAUUAACAGUAACAAAAGCUAUUUCCCAAAUUCGUACAGCAAAACACCUCAGCAUGUCACGCAGAAAACUACCCAACGCAAAGAAAGGCAGAGGAAAAAGCAGAUACAGCAACAAUUGCAACCGGGUCCAGUUUCCAAUUUGUUAGAUAGUUGCUUGCCCACCGAAACUACGUCUGCAGUUCUACUGGAUGCCACUCCGAUGACUCCGCCACCAACGCCAGCCUUACCGUGUGCGAGCACUCCGUCGGAAGAUGUAUUCCUUACGUCGCCGAAAUUGACACCACCACAGGUUGUGCAAUCCCAAGAAAAGAAAACACCACCUAUUUCGCCCUCGCACAUCAUACCAGAAAAUGCAGCCUCCGAGCUAACGAAGCUGGAGAUGGCAAAUAGUACAAACGAUGAUAGCGGUAUUAAUAGUAGUGUUUCUAGCGAUGUGGAACAAACGAAUAGUGAUAAUUGCAAUAACGAUGUAAAGUCAUCAGUUUUAGAAUCUGAGCAGAAAAAAGCGCUCAGUGAAAAUCUUUUAGAAACGCGGACUGCGUCAUCCUUGAAGGUUUCACACCAAGAAAGAAAGCAUGACGUGAUUGCAUUAUCUGGAAAAAAUACUGAUGAAGUGAACGAUAGUGGUGGUGGAAAAGAAAAUGUUCCUAUCAAUGAAGGAGAUAUCAAAUCUGUCGAGCUUAUGUCCGACGUCGAACUGGUUGAAGGACCUAAGAAAGCAAAGCUCGCCAAACAGGACAGUGUUACGAACGAAUCCGAGUUAAGUAUAUCGGAGAUUAGCAAUGUAAAAGUGGAAAUUGUUGCAGCUGAACAAAAUUUACUUAAAAUAGAAGACCCUGUGGAUGAAGAUACACCCGAAGUUUACGCAGACUAUGACGACGAUUCAAGUUUGAAAAUUGUAGAGGAGAAUCUUUUAGUUGACAGAAGCAUAAAUGCAAGUACUAGUGAAGAAGUGAAGCAACUGGUGAGUAAAGGUGACGUAGCCGAGAAUGGGAAAUCUGACGCGGGUGACAACGAUGACGGUGCAUCAUUAAUACGGGUUCCAUUGAAAAAAGAUGAACUGCAACUGCUGUUAGAAUCAAAAUCGAAGAAGAAAGCAGAACAGGAGCGCGAGGUUGAAAUUACCAAAACCCAAGUACUUACAGCGCACAGCUCAGAAAUCACUGAGAAAGAAAACGUUAAUGUAACGAGCGCACCGAAGCAGAUGGAAACGAUCCCACUUAAAAUAGUCGAAAUGCAAGAUAAGCCACUAUCAUCUUCCUUGGAUAGUGCAUGUUUAACAGAUUUUAAUAAUUCAUUCUUGGCUAGCAGUCAACCACCAAGUUUCCCCACAGAGCGGUCUUUUAGUUCGGAAAGCCUCAACAGUGAAACCUCCGUAGACUCAAAUGAUUCGAAAAGUAGCUUGAAGAUCAUGCAAUCGAAGUUUGCUGCACGAAACGGUACACUCGAAAGGCAACAUUCGAGUGUUAAUAAAGAAGCACAACAGACGGAGCAAUCCCUGGCCGCUGCAUGUGGGUUGCAAGUGCUGGUUUUAUGGAACAAUGAAAUAACCAGGAAUUCGUCUCAAAAUUUUGCCGAUUUAAUUGAAAACACUUCCACAUUGGAAAUUCUAAACGUUGGAUGCAAUCUGUUGUGCAAUGAUUUCGUGGCAAACAUCAAGGACAGUCUUAAGUCCAACACCAGUCUAACCAGUUUGGGCUUACAAGGAGCACAUCUGUCCGAUAAUGGUGCUAAAGCGAUGGCGGAAGUUAUCGAGUUUGGUGGUAAUUCCACACUGCAGUGGAUCGAUCUGAGAAACAACAACAUAUUGGCAACAGGAUUGGAUUAUCUAAACGAAGCUCUCAAGUCGAAUAAAACAGUGACAAGAAUCGAUCUUGAUGACGUGCCACGGAGAGCAAUGGAAAACUCAAUAGAAGUGGGUUCGGAGUACUCUCGCUUUUUGAACAAUAUCAGAGCUCAGUGUGAGCGCAACAAACACCCACCGGAGCAAACAGAACCAAUCAGUACAUCGAUCAAACGUGUUCGCGACACACACUUGGGCUCACGCAAAAUUUCGCUUACCUGUACAUCAAUUCGGGCGCCGCCAAGCGCAACAGGAAGCGACAAGCACCAUCAUCAUCUGCUGGAUCCAAGCAAGAAAAACGGUGGGCGCUUACGUUCUCCAUUGCCAAGUCCUAUUCCAUCACCAAGUGCAUCCCCUGUACCGAGUCCGUCACGCAAUCGGUUCCAGGUGACACGUGUUGGCGAGUCUGCCGGCAGUAGUAGCAGUCUCACAAGUAUUAAUAACAAUACAUCUACCUCACCGUCGCCAUCAUCAACGGGUAGCUCGCCGACACUGUUUUUCGCUGCAAAUUCCCGUUUUCGUGUUGUCACCGUUGAAGAACCGCUAUCAUCGAGUGUUGCUAACUAUUCACAGAAAAAGUCAUCAUCUGUGUCGCCAUCGCCGCUUGCAGUCGGUAGCAUCGGUCGAAUGCCAUCCAUGGGUAGUAAUUCUGCGCCUGCCCUGUCGUCAUACGUCAACUCGCCAAAGUUUAGUUCAUCAUCAUCGCAGACGGUUGCUAACAUACCAUCGCCAACGGUGCUAGCACAACAGACUCCCAACCAGGUACCACAGCAACAGAACAUACCGCAGCACCCAAUACCGUUCACAACCACAACAGCGCCAGCGACACCAAAAUCGAGGCAUACACGAAUACCUUCCACCAGCAACAAUCCGUUGAAUGAUUCUCUCACUUCAACGACAUCGGUCGAUAGUCCAGAUCUCGAAGUGAAACGAUUUAUGAGUGGUAGUACUGGAAUAAACAUUAACACUGUUUCCCCUAACGUACAUUCUUCUACAAUGGACGAUAGCUGCUGUUCGUCUAUAAGCAGCAGCAUUGGCUCAAUCGAUAAUGUACAAUUCCCCAACGUUUCUAUCAGCUCAGCAGAUGAAAGCUUCGAUUUGGUAGUAAGUUCACCCUCUUCAUCUUCUUUGACGGUGAGUUCGAUUAGUACGGCACCACUUAAAACGCCUAGUUCUCAACCAGAGGACUGCAAAUUUGUUCAAAAACAACGGCAACGCGACGAUCCACCUGCGAAGGACACCGCUAGUUUGAUAAACGUUAAUCUACUGAAAGUGAAAAACAAUAGCCUGUCCAGUCUGGAGAUGAGCAUCAGUUCACAGGAAUCGCUGUACGACGUGCACGAUUUGUCAUCGGCAACAUCUUCGGGAUGUUCGCCCUCGCAGGUUGGCGGCACUAGGUUGGCACCUCCAACGAGCGAAAAUUCCAACGAGAGUACUCUGACGUCGGUGCAAAGCUUGGAAAAGGACAAGCAAGCGGUGACAGGCAAACCAUCGGAAAAGCCACCCCGUAUCCGGAAAACGUCCUGGAUAGCAUCUUUAGGAAACCAUCCGAAGUCGGACAGUAAUUCAUCGCCGCUAUCUGGUAGCAGUACUGCAAGCGGCUCAACUAGUAGUGGAUACUCACCAGCCAUCGAAAAACUAUUGGCCAUCUUCAUCAGCCCAAGCAAUUUGUUCUCCUCCAGCAAAUGUAGUCCACCGAGCUCGGAAAGUUCGACGGUAUCGACGGGUACAACCGGUGGAGUGAAAGAAAGCACAUCCAACCCUCCAUCGCGCAAGGAGAGUCCCAUGGGUGGACUAUUCCAGUGGUCGAAGUCGACCAAAGACGAGGAUAAAGUUUUGAAAGUAAACGUUUCACCAGAAAAUACAAUCACUCCUCAACAGGUACAACCGCUAAGCCAUUCACCGCAAGCACAAUCUCAAUCUCCGAUGUAUUGUGUCGAACAUAUGCCAACACAGUUGAAAGCAGAAAUUAAGGAAAACAUUUCUCCGGAGAACACUAUAACGAGAAGCAAACUGUUGGCGAAUCCAUUGCCUUCUUCACAGGCUAGCUUAGCGGUUUCAGUGGCACCCAUCAUGACAACAACGACAACCGCUACUCAACAUCCGAAAGUUAUAUUCCAUCUAGGCGACGAUUACGAUGACUCAGAGGACGACAUCGAUACACUCACUAGCAAAUAUGGGGGCGGAGCUAGCAGCGGCGUACCAGGUGAUUUCAACAAGCUAUCGUCUCAUCAACCGUCCUCAUCGUUGCUGGGAAGUAGCGCUGGUAGUACCACCACAAACAGCAGUGGAAUCAGCAUCAGCAGUCAAUCGUCACCGCUACAAAGUAGCAUCCUUCAAACUAGUCAUCUUGGACAACUGGCUCGUGAUUCGUUGGUAACAAUGUUUAAGAAUCCUUCACUCGCUUCACAGGAUUCGAUGCGAUCAAUGGAUUCUUUGACCGAGGCAACUGAAACCAUUCAAUCGCAAACUCCUCAACAACCCGAUACAGGUAACUCACAAGCUCAGUAGCGGACUUGGGCAGAGCGUACCAGUGUCGAGUGGUUGAUUUAAGCAAGUAGGAAUCAGGUAAGCCAGUUGUAUCAAUGCUAUUAAAAAAACGGAAGCACUGUGAGUGCGGUAGCGGGUUUGGAAGUGUUAUGCCGGUAUCUCUCUCACUUAGUUCAUUAUUGCUGGUAUUUGGUAGAUCGUUCGAACGUUCUUUAUACAUUUCUGACUUAUCAAAGUAAAAAGUAAAUAAUGUGCCUUCUUUAGAUGCAAAUGGAACAAAGAAAAACAGAAGCGAAGAAGCAGUAAAUCCUAUCGGACUAUGCAAUAUAUACGUUACUUACACAAGAGGCCAGGAAAAGCAGAGGCUAGAGCAUGGAAACAUCCGUUAAAUUAUUUAACUUAUAACGUGUGAUUGAAUGAUGGCUUGAAAGAGAAACGGACGGUUAUGGUGAACACAUAAUAUUAUAUUGAAGCGAAGAAUAUUUAAUUUGCUAGGACCGUUCCAGUUGCUUAAACAGAUAAUGGUAUGUAAUUAUCACAUUUUAUCGUACAAGACCCAACGAAGCGCGAAACUAAUCUGCAAUACAAUAAUAACAGUAACACCUUGGAUGGAUCAAUGGCACUUUAUUACUGAAAGUGUCAAUUUGGACAACGAACAUUCAAAAUUUAUAUCUGUGAAAAUAACUGAAAAUAUUUUUCCCAAUAGUUUCAUUCCAUUGACAUCUUACAGCAGCUUGCUGGUUCCAAGCGAAUGUAAUUCACAACUUCUGUUAAAUUGUGUCAAACUUUGCGUUUGAUUAGGUCGUUUUACGAACUUGAUUUAUUGGCAGCUUUUUGCUCUGAAUCCAGGGUGUGUCACCAACCGGCCGUUUACACUGUAUGUCAAAUAAGAGAGUACCUGAGCAAUCCGAGAGAACCUGGUUGUGCGUAUAAAAAUGUCGUCAACUGAAUGGGAUGGACCGAAUGAACGAAAUAAUUAUGUUAAUAGACGAAUCCAGUGCAGCGCAAGAUAGGGAAGAAGUUUACACUUGAAACUAUCGAAUAAAUUAAAUUCAUUAAGAAGCAAAUCUCUAAAAAGCACUGAAGCAAAAAUCUGAGUAUUAAAAUAAAAUUAAAAAGGCAAACGAAAGAAGUGUAAUUGAGUAAUUUAAUCCUCUUUCAAAACCAUUGUGAUAUUAGUUGUAAUCUACACGAUUAUUUUAAUAACUGAAUUGUAAGCUUAAUAUGAGGGGAAUGAGAGAGUAUACCUAAAGGAUAUGUGAGAUUUUGAAUGCUUUAAAUAGAUAUUAGACAACAUACUGUCUAGUUUCCAACAACCAAACGUAUUGCUCCGAGGUAUGCUGAAUAAGAAAAAUCAUACGAAUUGUCACUAAUACUCUAUUUUUGGAUACUUUUUGUAUCGAAGGAUCACAAAUAGAAAUCAUUUUGUAUUUCCAUUAUCGGUACAAUUUUAUAACGUGUUCUGUAUUGUUUGGUAAUGCCAGCCAAUGUGACAUCCAAGAGAGAUAUGAUAAGGCAAUAAACUUUCAAUUAUAACCAACCAUCCGCAAGGAAAAUGUUCGAUCAAGAAAGGUACACCUGAAACUUAUCGGCUAAAGUACGUUAUUAACAUAAUAUAAGAAGACUGCCUAUCCAGUAUACUUAACUUUUACUUCACUGGAUCAAUCCAGAAGGGAAAAUGCUCACUUCAGAAUGAACAAAACGCUUCUUUUGAGACUGGCCAUGAACGAAAAAUUCAAAGUUAUUGAGCAGCCCACUCACAGUGCUUCUUGAUGAGGGUCGAUUUAUUUCCAACGUUUCGACUAGAGAGGAUGUGUUUUGUGAACAAUGAUGAAUGACUAGCAGGAAUCCCAGAUUAUCGGAUUUUUUUUGUUUGAGGAUAAAUGCAAAUGGAAGUUGAAAAAUCGUACCAUUGAAACAACAGAAAUAGGUCAGUCAUAAUCACUGCAAAAAAUGCAGGAAACAAUUUAUAGUUUGAUUUAAGUUUCAAUUAGCAGCAAGCGAAGCAAGCAAAAUUUUCGAUGUGUAGUCAAUGGGAACGAAUGAAGCGUUUUUUCCGGUCAAAAUUAGUCCAGUUUACAAUGUUAAUUCGAUUAGUGUGUGGUUCUCACACGUUUGCUUAAUUUCCAAUUCUACUACAUAUGUCGUAUCAUAUGUGCCCUAAACGUUGUCUCGGUCGUGACUAAAGUUUCGUUUUGACUAUACCAAUAUAAUUUGUUAGUCAAAAAUUUGAUGACCUACGUAUAUCAAGCAGAUGAUUUAGAAUGUCUAAAACGACAUACACUCUUAAAUGAGUUCAUCAUACCCGAAAUUAGCUAAUACUUGGUUAAAACGAUUCAAAAUGCCCUUAAAGUGUACAAACUCAGAUUUUGAGUUGUUUUUCAACCAAAAAAUUGGUAGUAGGAACUUGAAAGUGCGUUAUUUGUCACAGAGAAUAAUUCAAUUAUCGGUAGCAAGUAGCCAAAAUUGGUUGAAUUUUUUACCCAAAAUUUGAGUUUGUACACUUUAAGGGCAUUUUGAGUAGUUUCAACCUAACUUUAGCUAAAUCCGACCUAUUUACGGGUAGAAUCAUUUCACAGUGUAGACCAUAUAUGAUUUGUAAAGUUGAAAGUCAAAAUACGUGGAUACUCUAAAUGAAACUUAAUCAAGUGAAAUUUUGUAUACAAUAUAGAGGUAAUUCUGACUCAUCUCUAGCAAAAAUCCAAACAAGAUGCUUUGGAAUAUCAAUUUCAAUUAAUUGGGUAAUAACAGCCAAAAUCACUAGUAUUGGCUAUAUUUUCAAUGUUCUGUUACUAUGUCUUAUUUCUAGUUCUACCUAUGGACAUUGUAAACUAUUUCAGUUUUACAUAACACUAUAACAGUUUUGAUCCCUCAAAGCUGCAAGCUCAAACCCGGUAACGAAGUCGAGCAAAAAAUGCUUCGUUUGUUGCAAUAAAAACAUUCAUGCUUCAUCAAUAAUCAAAUUACAACAAAAUUUCGUUUGAAACUACUAUCAAGUGUAUCUAAAAAUUAUUUUUAAUGUUUCACGUCAUAUCUAUAGUACGAGAUACAAUAACCAAUCUAGUGGAACUGAUAUUGUACUGGAUGCUAGUGAAAAUGUGAGAAACCUUUCGGCAUAUCAACAGCAAUUUUUGGAAAAACCUGGCUAUUUAUUUCCAAACCGAUCGCCCAGUUUCGAUUAUGUUUAAGUCAUUAUAUUCAAAUUUUUACCUUUUUUAAUCGGUUGCAUCAUCCAUCAUACAUCCAUCGAUCCAUUAUUAACCCUCUAUCGGACAAUAACGAAAAAAAAUUUACACUACCUUGAUCGAGAAAAUUCUGAGGACUCAGUUGUGGAUUUUACCCGUACUCGUUGCAAAGUUAAAGGCGAGGUUAAAGGUCAUGUAACUUUUGGCGGAAAUUUUCUUGAAAAAAAUAUUCUUAAAUACAGUUUGAGGUUAUACAAUUGAACUGGGCGAUAGAAAAACCGAUCGGCUUAUCACAUUUUUGCCAGAGCUAUCUCGUAGUCGCAGUAAAAAUAGGUUUAUCCAAAAGUACGUAUAAAUACUAUUCUUGUUACUUAUUUUUUGGCUGUUAAUUUUAGCAAAAGCUAUUGUUUCGUUUCGUAUCAAAAUAAUCUAAAUUCUAAGUUUGAACAUUGUUUUGGAUAACCCUUGCAGUAAUAACCAGACAGUAAAACAUGAAAAACAAAGUUUUUCGAGAAUUGUCAUUUCCCAAGUUAAUAGUGGCAGAAAAAUUUCCCAGUGUUAUUCCGAUUAAUAGUUAACAACGGAAACAGUAAACGCAGCAGAUUUUUCAGUUUUUUUAUUAGUAUCUUCAUUUAAUAUUUCUGUGAUACAAGGUAGCUUGUGAUACAAUUACAAUUAUUUUUAAAACCUAACAAACAAUUCAACUAAACCAACAAGUAAUCUAACGAAUCAGAAUCAGUGCGUCUAUCCUGACGGCUGUUUCCAAGUAUCUCUAAACCAGUUUUAUCAAUAAUGUUUUUUUUUUUAAUUUCUGAACGUUCUCGUUUUAGUUUAUCUCUAGUGAGCCUAACAGUUAAAGUGUGAAGAAACGAAAAAAUACUAAUCGGAAUAAUUCUAUAGGUUAUGUAUCGUGCAGUGUAUGAAAACAACAAAUUCACUGAAUAGAAUGCUAGGUACCUUAAGCGCGUACAUCUUUUCGUUUCGAAUCGGAUUAUCUUGUACAACAUCAUAAGUGGUACCAACAUCUUUUGAUUUUUCCUAUUUUAAAGCAUGCGCGAUGAACAAACAAGAGCUGAACAGAGAUAACCAAUGCUCACUAAUACCCUUGAACCCUUGAAAUUUGACCGAUCUUUUCUUGUUGAUAAUGUUUGCAAAAAAAGGUUUUAUUCUGUUCAACCUACCAAAUUAUAGACAUGCCUUCUUGCGCGCGCGUAAUUAAAUCAAAAUUAACUAUAACUGUUCAGCUCAUUCGUUUAUUUUGCAUUAUGAGCAAUGGUCGGUUCUUAUUAGUUCAAUUUACUACGUUCAAAUAGAAACCAAAUCAAAACUACUGAGAAGGGAAAACAGAAGCUACACAUUUUUAUUAGAUACAGAAGUACAACAAAUGUGUUGUCAAUGAAUUUCCUACUUUUAAUUUCGAUGGUUUAACCAAUGCUAUGUUAUAAGAUUGUCGUCAACAAACACCCUUACAAAUAACAAACUAGGACAAUGUUUCGUAGGACAAAAACAUUGUGAGUUUCCCACUUCGAUAAUUUAUGUUCAAAUUCGCUAAUAAUACUUUACCAUUUAUAUUUUAACUUAAGCUUCACUCUUUCCCCCCGAUAGAUAGAGUUUAUUUUCCCGUAAAUAAAUAAAAACAGUAGUGAUUACUUAACGUACAGGCGUUGAUCCAUACUAGUAGCAAAAUUCAUCCGAUUGUCCCAUAGAAAUGCAACAAUAUCCUAUGACCUUUAAU
This is a messenger RNA of Sabethes cyaneus, 12265 nucleotides long. Its product is annotated as serine-rich adhesin for platelets. NCBI's taxonomy places the organism in Eukaryota, Metazoa, Arthropoda, Insecta, Diptera, Culicidae. The transcript has 7 exons. The record is from RefSeq and is a predicted model, not a curated record. Gene Ontology annotation, molecular function: protein binding. Bases 1034 to 7366 code for a protein of 2110 amino acids.